AUGGGACCCGGCGUUUGGCGGAGGGUCCUCAACGCCACCUGCCGUUCCUGGCUCCCCGAGCCUGACGGGGACUGUUCCCUUGCGUUUCCAGCGCCCAAGGUCUGCGAUGCCUGCAAAAACAAAAACGAAGACGAUAACGACAUCGUGGAAAACCUCUGCAAAAACGACUUUGCCUUGAAGAUAAAAGUGAAGGAGAUUGCCUACAUCAAUGGGGAUACCAAGAUCACCCCCGAAACAAAGAGCAAGACCAUCUACAAGCUGAACGGGCUGACAGAAAGGGAUCUGAGGAAAAUCGUGCUCUGGCUCAAAGGUGGCCUCCAGUGUACCUGCGACGAGAUGAACGACAUCAACGUCCCCUACUUGGUGAUGGGCCAAAAGCAAGCUGGGGAACUGGUGAUCACCUCGCUGAAGCGGUGGCAGAAAGGGCAGCGGGCUUUCAAGCGCUUUUCCCGCAGCAUCCGCAAACUGCAGUGUUAGUGGCAUCGGCUCCGGGAGCCCCCAGCAGCCGCCUCUCCUCCCCGCUCUCCAGG
This is a messenger RNA of Opisthocomus hoazin, 530 nucleotides long. NCBI's taxonomy places the organism in Eukaryota, Metazoa, Chordata, Aves, Opisthocomiformes, Opisthocomidae. The record is from RefSeq and is a predicted model, not a curated record.